Messenger RNA from Plenodomus lingam JN3, 468 nucleotides. The record is from RefSeq and is a predicted model, not a curated record. NCBI's taxonomy places the organism in Eukaryota, Fungi, Ascomycota, Dothideomycetes, Pleosporales, Leptosphaeriaceae.
AUGUCGACGCGCAAGAGGAAGAACGAGGAGGAGGAAUUGGUGGCUUUGCCUUCUGAUGAAUCCGAGUCUGAGGAGGAACUGCUCAACAAUUCACCCUUCUUCUUGCGCGCAUCCAAAACAACAAAGCUGACCCCAUUCACCCAUAGAUAUGCCGAGUCUGAGGAGGGUUCCGCCUUUGACGAGGACGACUCGGACGCAGAAGAUCCACCGCCCAAGAAGAAAGCAAAGCGCACCAAGGCCAAGGACGACGAAGACUCUGCCGACGAGGAAGAAGAGGAAGAACUCGAAGAGAAUUCCGAGGACGAUGAUGCAGCCGCCCCCCAGGAAUCUGACGACGAAGACGAGGACGCAAACGCCCCUGCUAAGAAGCCAGCCGGCGCCGAAAAGGACAGAAAGGUCAAGACAACCGGGAAAGAGGAACCAGUCCCUGUCGUCAACGAUGACGACGACGACGACGGUUCUGAGUAA